This is a messenger RNA of Astyanax mexicanus (Mexican tetra), 915 nucleotides long. Its product is annotated as coiled-coil domain-containing protein 106-like. Bases 415 to 915 code for a protein of 166 amino acids. Lineage: Eukaryota; Metazoa; Chordata; Actinopteri; Characiformes; Acestrorhamphidae. The record is from RefSeq and is a predicted model, not a curated record. The transcript has 3 exons. Gene Ontology annotation, cellular component: nucleoplasm.
UCCUUUUUCCAUCUGACUUGCCAUUUCGGCAUUUGGCUGUUUGUAUAAAGGUUUUGGGCUGGUAAAAGUGUUUUGGCAACUUGCAAAUGUGGUUUAGGCUGGUAAUAGUAUUUCAAAGCUUCAAAAUUGAAUUUUAGUACAUUUGUUUUGCCCUUCAUGGACUGAUUUUGGAUCAAUUAAUAAAUGGUACACACAGUGUCAUUUGUUAGAUAAUAGCUGUUGUGCCAUUCUGAUUUUUAUAUAUCUGUUUUUAUGCUCAGCUUCUAACCUAGCCCCUACUGCAGUAGUGCUUCUUAACAAGGAGAAGCAAGAACUGAACCUUCUUAAGGAGAAGUUGGAAUGGCAGAAGAAGAAGAUUGAAGAACUGGAAGAAGAGAGAGAUUUCCUUCGUGACAGUUGUCUGCCCUCACAGCAAUGCAAGAAAGCAUGGACAACAAAGUCACUGUGAAUGAUUCGGAAACCUCCAAUACGUCAUCCAUGUCCUCCUCUUCCUCAUCCUCAUCUUCAACCCCCAAGAAGCGCAAAUCCAAAAAGAAGCACAGCAAGGCAGCCAAAAAACACAAGAGAGAGCACAAGACGUUUCGGCAGCGCGUACAAACACCGAGUGAAAUUGUCUGCCGCUACAGAUCCAUCCUCAAAACCUUGCCAAAGACAAAGACCAUGACCAAAGCGUUCCAGAAGCACGGCAUUGACAGAAACACUGUGGUGUGCACUUCAGCGCUUGGAGAGCUCGCUAUUGCAGCUCCUGAGGUCUAUGAGGAGACACUGGCCAAGAGAUCUACUGGAGAGACAGUGCUGGCAUUUGCUAAGCGGUGUGAGGCUGCUAUUCAGAAAGAUGAAGAAUUAAAAGACAAAAUAGAAAUCAUGAAAGCUAAGGGUACCCUCCUCCCCAUGAGGAGAAACAAACCUGUUUAA